This is a messenger RNA of Penicillium crustosum, 1455 nucleotides long. RefSeq lists its product as uncharacterized. The record is from RefSeq and is a predicted model, not a curated record. The transcript has 2 exons. The coding region runs from base 1 to 1455 and encodes 484 amino acids. NCBI's taxonomy places the organism in Eukaryota, Fungi, Ascomycota, Eurotiomycetes, Eurotiales, Aspergillaceae.
AUGAACGAAGAGGUGGUGAAAGUUAUCGUCCUGCCGAAAGAAACGGUCGUUCCCCUUCUCGGGGGUAUGAAAUUCGUAACCGACGUUCGCCACCACGAACCCGAAGCCCUCCUCGACCACGAGCGGACACUUGGGUACCGUCAUCAAAUAGAGGGUAUGGACGCCUACGAAGUCGCUCACCGCCACCAUACCGGCGCCGCUCACGUACUCCUCCCGGGAGAAACUUUGGACCACCUCCCUAUGAAAGACGACGAUCCCCACCAAGAAGGUUCUCGCCCAGAAGAGAUGAAAGGGUUAGAUCACCGCCCCAAAAAUGGCGCUCGAAAUCGCCCUACAGCGAUGGCAGAUCACGCAACGCAUCCCGCGCUCGCAACAGCCCAAGACGAAUACGUGACACAACUCCUAGCAGUCAAAGCUUCUUCGCCGAGGGUACAGCCUGAAGCCUUGUUGCCACAAAGUCCAAUCCAUGCCUCGCAUCGAGACCACCCCCGUGAUGCAGUGAAACGAGAUCGGACUUUGUCGCCCACAAGACAUGUUUCACCUGCACCAUCCCCGCCUGUCCUAAUAUCUCGACGUUCCUCGCCAGCCAUAGAAAAGCCCGUGGUAGCUUCCCACAGAGCUCGUACUCGGUCGCCGAUUCGCUCUCCGGUGCCCUUCCAACGGUCAUCGAACCCCUCAGGUCGAUCUCCGUACCGGGAUCAGAUCUACGAUACGGAGCCCUCUUACCCACAACAACGGCCAGAUCUUGAGGAUCGAGUAUCGAUUGGCAAUCGUUCGCCUUUUUCGAUCCCAGAGAAAACACAUUUGGAAUCCCAGGCGAGCGGGACCAGGGUUGGUGGCAACAUCCCUACCCAACCGAAAAACCACGGCGCGAGCCCACUUCCGCUACCACCAUCUGGACCUUACCAGGGACCGAGGCCGCCAUCUAAUCAGCAUCGUGGUCCUCCGCAUGUCUCUUUACUGUCAGCCCCGACUCGUCCUCGCCGCGGACCUGGCCCACGUGAUGCUUGGGCGGGAUCUCCGCCGGUACGCCGUGGAACUAUUGCACCUUCGCAAGCCCCACCAGCAGGUCCUCGCGCUUCUUUUUCAUCCCCGGUGCCAGGUGGCAGUUACCGGCACCCAACUGCUCGGCAACCCAGCAUUCCAUCUGUAACUCAACCAUUGACUCAGAGGGGGGUCAACCAUCUUGCAGGCCUGUGUACUAUCAUACCGGAAGGUCGAAUUCUUCCGUCGCUUCUAGACCCUGCUGUGGAGAAGCGGUUGGCUCAGCUUGAUGUCGACAAAGAAAAACUUCUUGAGCAGAUCGCAGAGACGCAGAGGUCCAAGCGAGCGGAACUUCGAGACUGGGAUCGACUCGAUCGCGAAAGCUCAAUCUGCGCCCUUAAGAGCGAGCUAGCUGAGGGCCAUCUCCAGCGAAUGGCCGACGAGAGCAUUGGGGGCGGGAACUUGUUCUAG